Messenger RNA from Nerophis lumbriciformis (worm pipefish), 3000 nucleotides. NCBI's taxonomy places the organism in Eukaryota, Metazoa, Chordata, Actinopteri, Syngnathiformes, Syngnathidae. The record is from RefSeq and is a predicted model, not a curated record.
AUGUGGGACAAAAUGGAGACCCCGACCAUUGUGUACGAUUUGGAUACGUCUGGGGGCUUGAUGGAGCAAAUUCAGACACUUCUGGCUCCCCCGAAGUCUGAGGAAGUCGAAAAGAGAAGUCGGAAGUUGGGGAGAGACGUCCGGAGAAGCGGAAGGGCCACAAACCACGACACCUGCGAUAGUUGUAGAGAAGGAGGAGAUUUGUUAUGCUGUGACCACUGCCCUGCAGCUUUCCACCUUCAAUGCUGCGACCCACCGCUGAGUGAAGAGAUGCUUCCUCCAGGAGAAUGGAUGUGUCAUCGCUGCAAUGUUCGAAAAAAGAAGCGAGAGCAAAAAACAGACCAGACCAAUGGCCUGCUGGAAAAAUCCUCUGCUAAGCGAGCUUCCUCUCCAACUAUGGAGUUGGAGCUUGGUGCUGGUCCACUGCGUCUUGAUGGCCUUCCUCCAGGGGCUGGAGCAGCCGGGCCUGGUCUUCGAGUGGCCCAGGUACGCCUCUUGGACCGUAGGAGUAGCAGCAGGCCUAGCAGCCGGCCAGGCACACCUACUUCCAAUAGUUCGUCGACCCCUACGCCCUCAGAGGAGCAGAAUGAUGGUGAAGAGGAGGUAGCUGAGCCUGACGAUGAUGUUCAGGGCACCGAGCAUGAGAGCUCUGCAUUAUCAUCUCCAACCCCGCGUCUUCUUAAGAGGCCCUUUCAGCUACUCAUAGCAGCUGCUAUGGAGCGAAAUCCUACACAAUUCCAGCUACCAAGUGAACUUACGUGUACCACUGCGCUGCCAGGCAGCAGUAAACGACGAAAAAGGGAAGAAUUACUUGGAAGGCCAUAUAGACGACCGCAAUAUGAACUGGAUCCUAACGGUCUGGUACCAUUACCAGUCAAAGUCUGUUUUUCAUGCAACAGGAGUUGCAGAUUGGCUCCCUUGGUACAGUGUGACUAUUGUCCUCUCCUGUUCCACACCGACUGUCUGGACCCACCACUUACAGCUUUACCUGUUGGAAAAUGGAUGUGCCCAAAUCAUGUUGAACAUUUAGUGCUAAAUCAAAGGAACCUUAGCCUGUCUAGUCGGUGCCAGCUUUUUGAUGAGUUUCAGGACAGAAUGUCCCAACAUGCUGUCAAGUUAGACUUCCUACGUCGGGUCCAUCGGCAGUUUUCACCAAAAUCUAGGACCACUCUGCAGUGCAAAAAAAGGACUAUUAAGGUGCCAGAUGCCAUCAAGUCUCAGUACAGGAAUCCGCCCUCCAUUCUACAUCCUGCAGGGGUGCGCCAGUUGGAGCUGGUUUGUAGUGGUGUCCCCGAACACCAGUCCGCAAAGUACCUCACCACAGAAGCUGAACAGCAGGAGUGGCUUCAGGACGUCAUUGCCCUCCAGUGCAGCAUCCUGCGACACUUGUCCACCAAGAAAAUUACACCUACAACGUCAUCACAGGACUCUGAAAAUAAAGACAGGUGUAAAACUUGUACAACACCAAUGGGCCUAAGAACUCAACCCUCUUUACAAAUACCUCCUUCUCCUGGUGCUGACUCUAAACUCUGCAGUACACCUGGUGACCCCCAGGGGUCCUCCUCAACACAGGAUACUGUAGCACAGCAGGUUGACUCAAAACCCUGCCAGAACUGUCGGAAACACAAUGGACCGCUCCCAGAGGAACCUCACCUUUCCAAAGCAAAUGGACCGUUAGACUGUAACAGUGAGUGUCAGAAUUGUGAGCAGACAGUCCCACAGCACAGACUAAAACCCUGCACCAACGUGUCUGACACAGUUGCUGCCACUGACCUGAUAAACCAUGUAGGAACUGAAACACUCAAAAAGGAGCUUGAGAUAUCUCCAGCUCACACUGUAAAACACAUCCCUGUACCUAAAACAACAUGCUCUGAAACCAAGCAGCAGAAUCAUAUGGUUCAGGCAGCGCUUCAGAUGGAGUGUAUGGGCAACAACAUCAAAUCCUCUGACUCCAUUACCAGCCAAGAACAAGAUACAAGCAACAUUGAAUCGUCAUCACCAACUCCAGAUGUGAAGAGUGGGCUGGGACCGGCAGACUCAUUGAUAUCCAGUUCACUCUCCUCCAUCUCUAAUCUCUGCAUUAAAGAUUGCAUGGAUGAUAAAGGAGAGAUCGAGCUAGGCAAGCUUGAUAUAGAGAUGAUCAAGUUAUUGGCAUGGCAGAGGAUCCAGCAGUUAUUCCCUUGUAAAGCCCCUAGGUCUCUACCUACAGACAUCAACGACGCUUCCAAACCCCCUGCAUCUCUCCGUGACUCUCAGAAGAAGCUUCAGGCUCGAGCAGUCUUCUACCCACUGACAGGAAAAGGAAAGGCUGUCAGCAUGUGCUAUAGGACGUUGUACAUAGGAUCUGGUGCUGACAUGGAUGUUUGCCUUCCUAACUAUGGUCAUUGCAACUUUGUAUCAGGGAAACACGCCUGUAUAUUCUAUGAUGAGAAUACCAAGCAUUAUGAGUUGCUUAACUACAGUGAGCAUGGCACCACAGUGGACAAUGUCCUUUACUCCUGUGACUUCUCUGAAAAAGCGUCCCCAUCUCCACCUAGCGGGCUCGUGUCUAAAGUCCAAGGCAUCAUUCGUCGCAGCAAGAAGUGGGUGAAGGACGAAGAACCCCCUGUUGCGGGAUUGCUUCCAGCUGGUGGGGUGAUGAGCAGCCACCCCCAAGGUGGCUUGGAGCAUUCGUGCAGCUGUAAGGCAAGCAGUUCAAGCAUGAUUGGAGGAAGCGGGGCAGGGUGGGAGGGCACUGCCAUGCUCCACCACGGUAGCUACCUCAAACUCGGAUGCCUCCAGUUUGUGUUUAGCAUCACAGAGUUUGCUAGUAAGCAGCUGAAAGAGGAAAACAGCGUCACGCCUGAGACCUGCAGCAGCGGCGCUUUUAGCCUCACGCACACCACAAUUCUGCCACCUCCCCGCAACACUGCCACAGCCAGCAGCCCCUCCAGUCAGGAUGAGAUGGAGACCGUACCUUCUGACCAACUACUCAUGCUGAACUCCAACUAUGUCCCAUAA